GGGGGCCCCGGCGUGGACCGGGGUGGGGGCCGGGGCUGCCAGCCUGGCCCUGGCCUGUCAAGCGGCUCAUUGUUCCUGUCCCGGGUGCCACUGGGCGCCGCCGGGGACAAUGUGGCACUGAGCGGGGUGGCCGGCGGCGGAGGGACGAGGCGCACGGAAAGGAUCUUUUGUCCCCGCUGCUGUUCAUCCCGGCGGUUCGGGGGACACCGGAGGCUGCCCGCCUCUGCGGGCACCACGCUAGGCUGCGGGGAGGCAGAUUACAGGGGCGUACACCCCCCAACACACCCCAUCUCAGCCUCCCUUCCAUCGGGAACAGGAAUAUUCCCCUUUCCCAGCCAUUUCCCAGCUGCCGGUAAAGGGGGGAUAUAGAUGCAGCAUCCAAACCACCUCGGGGGGUGCAAACCGUGGCACUUCAGGGGUGCGGAGUGACCAACCUGCCCCCCGCCCCCAUCACCCUGAUGCAGGAGAUGUGCCGUAGCGGCGGCGAGUCCUGCCAGCACCUAAAAUAACCGCCCUCCCCCCCCCGCGCCGUGCCCGCAGACACGGCCCCAGCCCCAACAUGGGUGCUUUGUUUCCAAGCCGCUUGGCAUCGCCUGGCCCGCCGGGAGCCAGCGGUGCCGCAGCCGCCCACCCCUGCCCGAACACACGGCAAUUGUCCUCUGGGCCAGCACCCGGGGCCGCGGCCACCCCCGGGCACAGGGCACAGGGGCCGGGGGUGGCCAUGGGGUGCUCGGGGGGGGGACAGGGUGCAGCGGCAUCAUGUGUUGGCAUCACACCGUUCAGGCACUGGGUUCAGGGUCCCCAUCAGGGAGGUUGCCUCAGUUUCCCCUGGGGCUUUACGCAUGGGAAGGAGAAGGGAGGAGGAGGAAGAGGAAGGCUUGCAUGGCCCGUGAGAUGACCCAGGCCACCUCUGCUCCCCCUGCCCUGUGUGCCACCACCCCAGCAAGCAUCUGCAAACCGAACCCCACCCCACAGCAUCCCCCUUCUCUCCCAUUAUCCAUCCAGCUCCUGGCUUCCUGCAGGCGCAGUGGCAGCUCCAGCCCAGGCCGUGUGUGGGCCAGGUUGAAGGCAGCUGCCCGCAGGCUCAGGCAGACACACAGCAGUGAGUCCCUUUUGGGGAGCUCCCAAAAGGUGUGCGGGGUGCCAAUGGGGUACCAUGGGGCCAUGCAAGCCUCCCCUGCUGGAGGAGGGCACAGCACUGCCCUGCCUCAGUUUCCCUGCUUCCCAGCCUUGGAUGCUUUUCAGGCUGCAGAUUUAGGGGAGGGGUAGCUGGGGCCUGCCCCCUUUCUGGAGACCGCCGUGUCCUGCAGGCUCAGCUCGCCCUCCCGCCAUGGCAUCGCCAGAUGGAGCCAGCAGCCUUGGUGGUAGCCCCGAGGAGACAGAGCUCAGCAUCACCCUGACCCUCCGCAUGCUCAUGCAUGGCAAGGAGAUCGGCAGCAUCAUCGGCAAGAAAGGAGAGACUGUUAAGAGGAUACGAGAGCAGCGCGCGCAUCACCAUCUCAGAGGGGUCCUGCCCCGAGCGCAUCACCACCAUCACCGGCUCCACCGACGCUGUCUUCCGUGCCGUCUCCAUGAUCGCCUUCAAGCUGGAGGAGGACCUGGGAGCAGGGAGCGACGGGGCCACAGCAGGCAGAGCACCGGUGACGCUGCGCCUGGUCAUCCCAGCCAGUCAGUGUGGCUCGCUCAUCGGCAAGGCAGGAGCCAAGAUCCGGGAGAUCCGGGAGAGCUCAGGGGCACAGGUGCAGGUGGCUGGUGACCUGCUGCCCAACUCCACCGAACGGGCCGUCACCGUCUCGGGGGUGCCGGACACCAUCAUCCAGUGCGUGAGGCAGAUCUGCACCGUCAUCCUGGAGUCACCUCCGAAGGGGGCCACCAUCCCCUACCACCCUGGCCUCUCCCUGGGCACCAUCCUGUUCUCUGCCAACCAGGGCUUCCCCAUGCAGGGCCAGUACAGUGGGGUCUCUCCUGCAGAGGUGACGAAACUGCAGCAGUUCUCAGGGCACUCGCUUCCCUUUGCCUCCCUGGGCCACGCACCCCCCAUGGUGCCAGGCCUGGACACCAGCUCCCAGAGCAGUUCCCAGGAGUUCCUCAUACCCAAUGACCUCAUCGGCUGCAUCAUCGGCCGGCAUGGCAGCAAGAUCAGCGAGAUCCGGCAGAUGUCAGGUGCCCACAUCAAGAUCGGGAACCAGACUGAGGGCUCCGGCGAGCGGCACAUCACCAUCACAGGGUCCCCCGUCAGCAUCACCCUGGCUCAGUACCUCAUCACAACCUGCUUAGAGACGGCCAAAUCUACCUCCCAGGUGCCGCCAGGCCCUGGCUCCAUGGACCUUGGCGUGGGCUUCAACCAGCCCCUCACCCCGGGCUCUGGUGCAGCGCUGCCCACCAUUGCCCCGACCCCCCCAGCCCUGCUGGGCACCCCCUACACCAUCUCCCUCUCCAACUUCAUCGGCCUGAAGCCAGUGUCCUUCCUGGCGCUGUCCCCAUCCUCUGUGGCGGGUCCCAACAGCGGCACCACCACCUAUACGACCAAGAUCUCGGCAGCCAAUGGCACCAAGAAAGCUGACCGGCAGAAGUUCUCACCCUACUGAGCCCUGCCGGCGGGUGGGCGAGGGGGGCCGGGGUGCCACCCGGUGCCAGGGACACCCCCUGAUGCCCACCCCGUCCUCAGCCCCUGCCAGGUGUCCCAUGCCCAGGGUGGAGCCCUUUUCCCCCUCUCCCGGGGAAGGGUCUUCCUGGCAGAUGGCCACUGAGGAAAGGGUGGCUCUGCUGCCUGCUGCCCAUCCCGGUAGCGCUGUGUUCCCCUCCCCAGUUCUCCUGCACGGGGACCAUGUGCCCUGGUACUUGGGGGGGGGGGGGGGCUGUCCCUGCUGGCCUGGGGUCCCUUCUCCCAGUGCCCUGUGCCAGGGUGGGACCCCCACCACCUGCCCCUCGCCCUGCCCACCCUGCUGUCCUGCUCCUGCCCACCCUCUGGCUGGCACCCAAAUGCUGGGUCCCAUCAGAUGAGGGGCUGACUGGCCCCUCUGUGGGUCCUCUUUCCCCUGGCUCUGGUGGGGGGGCCACCCCGGGGCAAUCGCCUCUCAACAACCCCAUCCAAGAGCCAGUCCCUUCUGGCUUGGAAAUUCUGUAUAUAUAAGUCUAUAUUUUUUCCUCCUUUGUAACUUAUAAACGAUUUAAUAAAAAGAUAAAAUUUACAAGAAAACAAA
This is a messenger RNA of Strigops habroptila (Kakapo), 3203 nucleotides long. RefSeq names its product poly(rC) binding protein 4 (gene PCBP4). The transcript is spliced from 13 exons. Gene Ontology annotation, cellular component: nucleus; cytoplasm. Bases 1419 to 2588 code for a protein of 389 amino acids. Gene Ontology annotation, biological process: negative regulation of mRNA splicing, via spliceosome. The record is from RefSeq and is a predicted model, not a curated record. Gene Ontology annotation, molecular function: mRNA binding. NCBI's taxonomy places the organism in Eukaryota, Metazoa, Chordata, Aves, Psittaciformes, Psittacidae.